Molecule: messenger RNA, 564 nt
Organism: Hibiscus syriacus
Lineage: Eukaryota; Viridiplantae; Streptophyta; Magnoliopsida; Malvales; Malvaceae
Exons: 2
Coding region: 121-489 (122 amino acids)
Source: RefSeq, a predicted model, not a curated record
UCUUCAAUUCGGAAUCUGUUUCGACCAAUCUAGGGUUUUAUCAGAUUUGGGAUUUCCUAUUCGGUUAGCGCUUUCUUAGUCAUCAAUUUCUGAUAUUUCAAUCGUUGUAGGUUUUUAAACAUGCCUCCGAGAUUAGCGAAGAGAGGGUCUGCGUCAGCUGGCCCUAAGAGAACGUUGAGGUCAAAUAGAGGGGCGUCGAAAUCCGACAAUCCUCCACCGGAGUCCGUAGUGGAGGCCGAUGCUCCGGUUUCCGAAACGAGGGAAGAAGAGGUACCGGAGGAGAUCGUGGAUGAUAAGGCUGACGAGAAGCUGUUCGUGGACGAAAAAGUGGUGGCCGAUGAGAAGGAGACUGACGUGAAGGAAAACGACGGAUUAGAUUUGAAUUCCGUCGAGAAGGAGAAUGAGGUGAAGGAGUCUAUUCAGGAGUAUGAAAAAGAUGAACAGUUAGAAUUGGAUGAUAAUGAACUUGAAUAUGACCCUGAAGAAUAGAAGAAGAAGAGAAGAGCAUGAGGACAGGAUGGUGAGGAGAGAGGGUGAUCUGUUUGAUGAUGAAGAUGUUCAAGA